Eleginops maclovinus (Patagonian blennie) is the source of this 1693-nucleotide messenger RNA. It is a transcript of the gene gtf2h4, whose product is annotated as general transcription factor IIH, polypeptide 4. Lineage: Eukaryota; Metazoa; Chordata; Actinopteri; Perciformes; Eleginopidae. Gene Ontology annotation, cellular component: transcription factor TFIIH holo complex; transcription factor TFIIH core complex. The record is from RefSeq and is a predicted model, not a curated record. Gene Ontology annotation, biological process: nucleotide-excision repair. Gene Ontology annotation, molecular function: double-stranded DNA binding; ATPase activator activity. The coding region runs from base 154 to 1545 and encodes 463 amino acids. The transcript is spliced from 14 exons.
UAGCCAAUACGCACGCUCGCAUUAAAACCACGUGACCCGAAAACAUGGCUACACAGCGUAGAGAAGCCGAGUGACAACAAUGCAGUUAUUUAGUUCUAUAAAUUAACUUCAUUGCCAGGACUUGGUUGGUAUUUUAUAUCCGUCUUCACGAUAAUGAAGCUGCGGGUCCAGCUGCAGUGUAAGAAUCUGCAUGAGUACCUGAGGGAGCUGAGCCCUGAGAUCCUGGACAGACUGUACAACCACCCGGCUACAUGCCUGGCUGUGUACAGGGAACUCCCCUCUCUGGCCAAGAAUUAUGUGAUGCGUAUGCUGUUCCUGGAUCAGCCCCUUCCACAGGCAGCUCUGGCAUUGUGGGUGAAAGUAGACAGUCAGAAGGAUCACGAUGAGUGUGUGUCGGUGCUGGCAGGACUCCGCCUGUGGCACAGUCAGCAGCUGCAGGGGGGUCUGCAGGGUUAUAUUUUAAAUCCAGUCUUCAAAGACAACCUGAGGAUCGCUCUGCUGGGCGGUGGCAAAGCAUGGGCGGAUGAGGGCAGCUCUCUGGGUCCUGACCGCCACGCUCGGGACAUCGACAGUCUGGACCGCUACGCCAUGGAGCGCUGGGAGGUCAUCCUGCAGUUCAUGGUGGGCUCCCCCUGUGCUGCCGUCAGCCAGGACCUCGCCCUGCUGCUCGUCCAGGCCGGCCUCAUGAAGAGUGAGGCAGGCGAGGCACCCUACAUCACCUCUGCUGGGUUCCAGUUCCUCCUGCUGGACACAGCCUCCCAGCUGUGGUACUUCACCCUGCAGUACCUGAAUACAGCUCAGUCCCGAGGAAUGGACCUGGUGGAGAUCCUGUCCUUCCUGUUCCAGCUCAGUUUCUCCACUCUGGGCAGAGAUUACUCGGUGGAGGGCAUGAGCGACUCGCUGCUCACCUUCCUGCAGCACCUGCGGGAGUUUGGAUUGGUGUUCCAGAGGAAGAGGAAGUCGCGGCGGUACUACCCUACUAGACUGGCCAUCACUCUGGCUGCAGGAGUCACCACCACCGCCUCCCAGUCCUCCUCCACCCUUGCCACCCCUGGGACUGGAGACGCAGGUUUCAUCGUCGUAGAAACAAAUUACCGUAUCUAUGCCUACACAGACUCAGAGCUCCAGAUCGCUCUCGUGGCUCUCUUCAGUGAGAUGCUCUAUCGCUUCCCAAACGUCGUGGUUGCCCAGGUAACAAGGGAGUCAGUGCAGCAGGCCAUCGCCAAUGGCAUCACAGCACAACAGAUUAUUCACUUCCUACGGACCAGAGCACACCCUGUCAUGCUCAAACAGACACCAGUGCUGCCCCCCACCAUCACAGAUCAGAUCCGACUGUGGGAGCUGGAGAGAGACCGCCUGACUUUCACAGAGGGAGUGCUCUACAACCAGUUCCUUUCACAGACUGACUUUGAGGUGCUGCGGGACAGAGCUCAGGGUUUGGGCUGCCUGGUGUGGCAGGAUGUGGCUCACAGGGUGCUGGUGGUGAGUCCACAAGGACACAGCGAGGUCAAAAGGUUCUGGAAGCGACAGAAGUCCAACACGUAGCAGCAGGAAGUCAUGAUUAUGACGUCAGGAAUCACAACAUUACAUUCCUGGCACAGCUGGAGGAGAGUAGAGAUGAUGUUCUUAUUUUGUAUGUUUCAUAAAAUAUUGACUUCCAUGUAGUUUGGAUUAAAUGGUCAUAUGAAAAAUC